Molecule: messenger RNA, 807 nt
Organism: Salvia miltiorrhiza (redroot sage)
Lineage: Eukaryota; Viridiplantae; Streptophyta; Magnoliopsida; Lamiales; Lamiaceae
Exons: 1
Coding region: 1-807 (268 amino acids)
Source: RefSeq, a predicted model, not a curated record
AUGACCUUCAAAGAGAAGGCACCGACUCCUAUGCCGGAGGAAGGAAGGACCUCUCAUCACACCUACACCCCCGAGGAGACGGACCUUAUUGUCCGAGUUUGGACAGAGGAGACCAACGACGCCAUCCGGGGUGUCGACCAGAAGGGAGAGGCCUAUUGGCAACGGAUUCUUGAUCGGAUGAACCCCCUCAUCGGCGCCAACCUCAAACACCGCCAAAUAAAGGGACACUGGGCUCGAGUAAAUGCGGAGGUGAAGUUAUGGGAAAAUAUCUGGGUGGAGACGUGCGCCAAGUGGCCUUUCGGCCAUUCUGCCGACAUGCUCCAACAGAAGGCUCAAACUAUCUUCGCCGCUAGGAGCACUUCCGGCCCCUUCACCUACUGGAAUGCAUGGAAGAUGCUCCAAACCAACCGGAGGUUCAAGUCUAUGUACAUCGAGGGAGACGUGCAUGCCUCCAAGAGGACAAAGACGUCGGAGAUGGGCGACUUCACCACCUCGGGGUCGGGCGAGGAAAUCACAUCUUCCCGACCGAUUGGAAAUAAAGCGGCGAGGGCAGUUAAGGGGAAAGGGAAGUCGUCGGCAUUGCAAGCCUCGGAGGCUCCACCCGAAACUAAGGAGAUGUUUGAGAAGUUCGAUAACAAGAUCACCCGAAUCAUGGAGAUGUACGACCAAAAGAAUGCCCUUAAGAGGGAGAUCCAUGACGAUCGGGUCAUAUUCAUGAAAACUUCCGACAUGACUCCAGAGCAGCUAGAAUGGCAUAAGGAAUGGGUGACGGAGAUUCUAGCUCGACGAAAGGGCGGUAGAGACUAG